GGCGGCGCGCGGGACAUGGAGGAGCGGGACGGCCGCGCCGGAGGCUUCAGGAAGGUGCGGCGGUCCCGGGAGGGGGGCUCGGUCCCGGGCGGGGGGGUUCGGGCCUGCUCAUCCCUUCCUCUCUCCGCGCAGGACACCGUGGACCGGCUGCUCCGCCUGCAUUUCCGGGACGGGAGGACACGAGUGAACGGGGACGCGCAGCUGCUGAUGGCCGAGAUGCUGAACGUCUUCGUCCGAGAAGCGGCGGCACGGGCAGCGCGGCAGGCUCAGACAGAGGACCUGGAGAAGGUGGAUAUUGAGCAUCUGGAGAAAGUGCUGCCGCAGCUGCUUCUGGAUUUCUAGAGGCCUCCUGAAGCACAUGCUGCCUGCCAGCAGAUGGUCCUGACCUGACAGCAAACAUCUGUCUCAGCCUUAGAGUCCAGCUCUGGGAAAAACAGUUUCAGCUUUUUCUUCCUCUGUUGUUUUGCUUCUGUUUCCCCUCUCCUUUACCAAGCACAAUACAGCCCAUAGCAAUGAUGCUGUCAGAUACUAUUUUUGAGAAGAGGCUGUCGUAGGCUUGUUUUGUUCAGCUGAGUAUGUAACUGUUUCCAUCUCGCUGCUUUACUCCUGUAACAGGGGCCUGUACUUCACAGCAUGGUAAGAUGCUUUUGCUUUCUCAGCUAAUGUGAGAAACAGGUGCUGCUUCACAGAGAUGCAUGGAAAGACUUAAUGACUGGAAAUACCAUCCAGCCUUCAGGCUCUCCUUGCCUCAGCAGGCAGCUGUGACAGCAACUCUAGUAGCUCCAAGCCUGUCUAAUGAAUAGGUCGUUAACAGGAGCUCAGUCACAGGCUCUUGCCAAGAGCAGGUAACUGAUCUUUAUUUUAUAAAUAAACAGUGUCUGUCCCUCACUACCUUCCAGUA
Molecule: messenger RNA, 901 nt
Organism: Pipra filicauda (Wire-tailed manakin)
Lineage: Eukaryota; Metazoa; Chordata; Aves; Passeriformes; Pipridae
Gene: CENPX
Product: centromere protein X
Exons: 4
Coding region: 16-342 (108 amino acids)
Biological process (GO): replication fork processing; resolution of meiotic recombination intermediates; kinetochore assembly
Cellular component (GO): Fanconi anaemia nuclear complex; FANCM-MHF complex
Molecular function (GO): protein heterodimerization activity
Source: RefSeq, a predicted model, not a curated record